GGGAGAAUGACCAGUAUAAAAGGGAAUAGAACCAGUAUAAAAGGAAGAAUGACCAGUAUAAGUUGGAAUAGGACCAGUAUAAAAUGGAGAAUGACCAGUAUAAAAGGGAAUAGAACCAGUAUAAAAGGAAGAAUGACCAGUAUAAAUUGGAAUAGGAUCAGUAUACAAGGGAGAAUGACCAUUAUAAAAGGGAGAAUAACCAGUAUAAAUUGGAAUAGGACCGGUAUAAAAGGGAGAAUAACCAGUAUAAAUUGGAAUAGGACCGGUAUAAAAGGGAUAAUGACCAGUAUAAAUUGGAUUAGGACCAGUAUAAAAGGGAGCAUGACCUGUAUAAAAGAGAGAAUGACAAGUAUAAAAGGGAAUAGAACUAAUUUAAAAGGGAGAUUGACCAGUAUAAAAGGGAGAAUGACCAGUAUAAAUUGGAAUAAGACAAGUAUAAAAGGGAAUAGAACCAAUAUGAAAGGGAGAAUUACCUGUAUAAAAGGGAGAAUGACCAGUAUAAAAGGGAGAAUGAUCAGUUUAACUUGGAAUAGGACCAGUAUACAAGGGAGAAUGACCAGUAUGAAAGAGAAUAGGACCAGUAUAAAAGGGAGAAUGACCAGUAUAAAAGGGAGAAUGACCAGUAUAAAUUGGAAUAGGACAAGUAUAAAAGGGAAUAGAACCAGUAUAAAAGGGAGAAUUACCAGUAUAAAAGGGAGAAUGACCAGUAUAAAAGGGAAUAGAACCAGUAUAAAAGAGAAUAGAACCAGUAUAAAAGGGAGAAUAACCAGUAUAAAAGGGAAUAGAACCAGUAUAAAAGAGAAUAGAACCAGUAUAAAAGGGAGAAUAACCAGUAUAAAAGGGAAUAGAACCAGUAUAAAAGAGAAUAGAACCAGUAUAAAAGGGAGAAUAACCAGUAUAAAAGGGAAUAGAACCAGUAUAAAAGGGAGAAUUACCAGUAUAAAAGGGAGAAUGACCAGUAUAAAAUGGAAUAGGAUCAGUAUACAAGGGAGAAUGACCAGUAUAAAAGGGAAUAGGACCAAUAUGAAAGGGAGAAUGACCAGUAUAAAAGGGAGAAUGACUAGUAUAAAAGGGAGAAUGACCAUUAUAAAACCUUUGUAUUUGUAACAUAACUGUUUUAUUCCAUAGUUACUGUUGCGAUCUUGUAGCUCACAGGAUAAAAAUAAAUUAUAAA
Messenger RNA from Mizuhopecten yessoensis (Yesso scallop), 1174 nucleotides. RefSeq lists its product as uncharacterized. The record is from RefSeq and is a predicted model, not a curated record. The coding region runs from base 7 to 1107 and encodes 366 amino acids. The transcript has 2 exons. Lineage: Eukaryota; Metazoa; Mollusca; Bivalvia; Pectinida; Pectinidae.